Molecule: messenger RNA, 5856 nt
Organism: Porites evermanni
Lineage: Eukaryota; Metazoa; Cnidaria; Anthozoa; Scleractinia; Poritidae
Source: the annotation of a GenBank genome assembly
AUGGCGAAGAAGAGAGCUAUCGAAGAAGUAGAAGCUUCGACGACCGACAAUGGAGUGCAAAAAACGAAGAAGAAGAAGACCAAAAAGGUAUAAAACAGUCAAAAUGUUGUGUUUUCAUGUUUCCAGUUGUUGUAUUGAAUUCGUUAACCCUCUUUUCUAGGGAAAAUGGACAAAUAAACAGCGCGUCCUUGUGUUCUGCUCACGUGGUAUUUCACACAGGUAUGAUUUUGAAAGACGGAAUUACAUCCAGAUAAAACCAAUAAACUAACGGAAAUAGUUGUUUUCUUAUUCUCCAACCAUAAAGUUGGUAACAAAACAAAUGAUGUUAGGAUCAAUCGCUGUAUAUCAUUUGAUGGUUUACUUUAUGACUUCAGUCACAGGCGGCCUAAUUAAAGCUCAAGCUUUGAGUCACUGGUAUAAUAAAAAUACAUUAGUGUAUUACUUGACUCUUACAGACUUUUAUAUUUUGGCCAAGAUCACUAUUCCAAUGACUCACAGCUCUAGCGUGGGCUGCCUGUUCUUCAGUUCACUUGAGCUUAACAAUAGACCAUUUUACAGUGGUGGGUUUAGUAUCCGUAGCCUUGGAGUGAACAUGAGGCAGAGGUUGACCUUGUCUUGAUACAAACCUCUUUCCUUUUGUUACGGAAAUUAAGCUUAAAAAUACAUCGUCAUAGUUAGUAUAAGAAAAACAUUAUUUACGUAAUAAAGCAGGAAGGAUUGUAUCAAAACAAGGUCAACUCCAGCCUCGUUUUCACCUGUAACUGUAAAAUGUGCUAUUGUUACCAAACUGAUGUUGAUAGUAACAAAGAGAGCUCAAGUUGUGGGUCCAAUACACCUCAAAAAUCCUUUUUUUUUUCAGCGAUGGGUGAUUAGUUGAAGGAGCAAAUGUAACUUAUUAGACAUGUUUUGUUUAUAUUUUUCCAGAGCCAGACACCUUAUGCUUGACAUACAGACUUUGUUGCCACACUCUAAAUCAGGUUUGUAUGAUUUAUUUAAGCAAUAACAAAAAAUAUAGUUCAACAGUCUGACUACAAUAUAAUUUUUAAUCUUUAUUUAAGGUGGCAAAUUAUGUACAUGUAAUGCUUAUGUUAAGUUAUUUUCCCUUUUCAUUUUUUUCUAGAAACCAAGCUUGACCGCAAAGACAAACUCUUUGUUGUAAAUGAGGUCUGUAAACAACUUUUGUCCUUGCUUGGUUUUGUGCUAUUUUACAUUGGAUUUUAAACUAAUUUAAAUUUAUUGACUGCAGGUCUGUGAAAUGAAGAACUGUAACAAGUGUGUCUUUUUUGAGAUGAGAAAAGGGCAAGACCUUUUUAUGUGGUAAGUUUUAAAUUAAGUUGCCUUCCCUUUGUUGGUGGAGAAUAGAAUUAAAUGCAUUCUACUGUUUUAACUAAAUUUGCCGUUAUAUUAUUCUUUCAGGUUUUCUUGCACCCCACAUGGUCCAUCUGCAAAGUUUUUAGUUGAAAAUGGUCAGUUGAAAUUAAUUUCUAUUUAAUUUGAUUUAAAAUCCAAUAAUAUUGAAUUUGUUGGAGUUUGAUUGUUCUCUUUUUUUACUUUUCUUUCCAUCUCUAGUACACACAAUGGAUGAACUUAAAUUAACUGGAAACUCAUUAAAAGGAUCAAGACCAAUAUUAUCUUUUGAUCAGGUAUGAGAAACACUUUAAAACCUUUUAAAAGUGACACUGCCUUCUCUGACUCUCCUCUUUUGCUUUCUCUUCUCCUUACUUUUUUCUCUUCCUUUUUUUUCUUUUUCCUUUUUUUUCUCUUUUACUAAACAUUUUCUAGAUUUCAUUUCUGUCAAAAAGGUUUGCAUGAAAUUUUAGUUAAAAGGAAGUAUAGGUGGGUAGCGGAACAAGAUUUUCAUUGGAAAUUCCUGGUCAAAGUUCUCUGGCCUUUUUUUGAGUCAUGCUCAUUUGGGUAUGGUUUGAAAAUCUUUAAUCAACCUAGUUGUCCACAUGGGAUCUUCAAACUCCCAUAUUGAUGGUUACGGGUGCCAGUUGACUAGGUGUGGAUGUUUUAAGAAUCCUGUGGAAUGUUAACUUUAGACUGAACUAUAAUAUAGAUCCAGUGGACUGGAGGCAUGUGUGUCCGAGUGGUUAACACCUCGAACCCCAGAUCUGGAGGUCUGGAGUUCAAGCCUCGCCUGUUGUAUUGUUUCCUUAGACAAGGAACUUUACUCCACUUUGUCUCUCUUCACCCAGGUUUAUAAAUGGGCGCCAGCGAUAUACUGCUUGGGGGUAACCCUGUAAUGGACAAGCAUCCCUUCCAGGGGAGAAUCACAAUACUCAUAGGCAUGCUUCAUGCUAAGGAAACUGGGAUAAGCUCUGGUCGGUCAGGCCUCUCGCUCAUGUGCACAUUUUAUUGUAUAGAUCUAUUAUCUAUAAAAAAUAUAGCAUGGUUUUCUCUUUCUUUACCUGGCAGCACUUUGAUGAAACAGCUCAUAACUCACUUCUAAAAGAAAUGUUUACACAGGUUUGUGCAAUUCUUUGUGAAGGAUUUGGGUGUUUGUUUUGUUUUUGUUUUUGUUUUUUUUUUACUUUAAUCCUAGAGGUCAUGUUUGGACAUCAUUACAUUUCUUAUUGCAGAUUUUUAGCACGCCUUGCUAUCAUCCCAAAAGUAAACCAUUUAUAGAUCACAUUCUGUCGUUCUCAAUAGAAGACAACAGAAUUUGGUUUCGAAAUUUCCAGGUAAAUACACUCUCAUGAAUUAUUUUAAUAUUUUGAUAUGUUAAUUUAUUUUAAUAUGUUAAUUUUUUUUUUCUUGAAGAGUUCAAAGCUUUCAAAGGAAAACAUAGUAUUUUGGUUGUCUGUCCUUUUUCUGUCUUACGUUAUUGACGAACAAACUGUUUUUCAGAUUGUUGAAGAGGAUGGAUCCUUGCUAGAGAUUGGUAUGGUGCUUUAUUCUAUGCUCUCUGAUCACCUGUAUAUUUAUAGAGGUUUUAAAGGGGCUGUGUCAGGGCAGUCCAGUUCAUUUUGUUUAAUUUUGCCAAUUACUCGCCCUCAAUCGCUAUGGAACUUAAAGUAAGCAAAGAAAUUACAUGUAAAUGACAAAAUCAGGGAUCCGAGACAAAAAAAUAUGUCUCCAGUCCUGAGCAUUAUUUUUGAAGUUGCAAGCAGCAGGGAUCAACUUUGAAAAACUGUUAGGCUGAACAGUUUUCAAAAACCCUAAUGUCAAUCCGUUUCAAUCUUCUUCAGUUUUGCCCAUCCGUGGCAUCUGUUGUUUCUGUUAUGUUAUUUUAUUCUUCCUUUAAAGUUUUAAGCGGUUAUUUUUAUGUUUCUCUUAAUUUAACGGGCAUUUUGUGAUUUCCUAAUUUGGCUGAAUUUCGUGACACAGCUCCUUUAACGCUUGUAUUUUUAUCUCUUGACUGGUUAUUACCAUGUUAUUUCAGGACCUCGGUUUGUUUUAAACCUCAUUAGAGUAUUCGAAGGAAGUUUUGGUGGCUCAACAUUGUAUGAAAACCCGCAUUAUCAAUCACCCAAUGAGGUAAGACACGAUACAGACAUGUACUUCCAGGAUAGAUGCAGAUGCAAUAAAGAAUGUUGUUUUAGCUGCAAUCUUGGACAGAAAAAAUCAAGGAUUAAGCCGCGCAAAAGCCAGAAUGCUCCAUUUCCCCAUCCUUGAUUUUUGGGGGGGAGGGGGGGUACAAAUUUUCCACCCAUUUUGUCCAAGAUUGUGGAUAAUCACAGUGAAUGGAAGACAGUGGUUUCUUCCUGUAGUGAGUUAGCCCCCUUCUAGUUAGUGUCGGCGCAAGUUUUGGUUGUCCACGCUCCUGCCGCCGCCAUUUUGGAAAACGAGAGGGCCCUGGGGACGAAGUUGACGAAGUUGUUUUUCGACGCAGGUAUCAAGCGCCGAAAAAUUCCAAAGCGUUGCCUUGUUCGAAAAAAAAUGCGGGAAAAUUCCCUCUAUGUUGACUUUACAUGUUAAUUUAGCCUGCGUGGCAGGCGUUUGAAAGGGAAGGGAAAGGGAGUUUUAGGCGCGAGAGAAACGCGAGGGCCGCGCGGAGGGAGGGAAGGAAACGCCUGCCGGGAGACCAUUGUAUUUCUCGUUUUUAACAUCCACCAGGCGAAUGUUAAAAUCCAGAUUGGUCAGACUUCAAAACAUGUCAAUCACAGCCUUCAUACCUUAAUCCGAUUGGCUGAAAUCAAUAUCACGCUAUUGAGUAGCUAAAUCGAUCUUUCAGUAAUCAUUUAAAAAUAUCUUCUUGGUGAAGCGGUGAUGAGAUGUCUGUACGGAAUUUAUCGUUAGAAGUAGAAACUGAAGGCAUCAAUUUCAGCUUGAAAUGGAGAAUAAAAGAAGACAGUUAAAAGAACCGUAUGGAGGAAAAAGUCUGUCAGCUAGAUGAGUUUUACUGACUGGUUUUGAGAAGUCUCAUCUCCCAACGGCUUGUUUUACUCACUAUAGAAGAAAGAAAGGAAAUAUCAUGCUGUCUGUGUGUUUUUUAUGUGCUGUUUGACCUCAAACGCCUACCACGCAGGCUACGCUUUAUCAACGACCAGAUUGUUGAAAACGAUUUUUGGUCUUGUUGGUUAAAGACGUUAUAAAGCCGCCAGGAACUUACUUUAAUAACUGAUUGCAACUUUCUUGUAGAUCUUCGAAGUUCAGCUCUCCUUUCCCCGCUACCAGCGUUCUGUUGUAUGCUCCGCUGGAUCCAGUUCGAGAGCCAGCAAAGUGUUUUACAGUCAAAACAGGUCAAGCGUACCCCCCAAGAUUCUAUUAAUGAAUUGAUUAUUUGUAAAAUGAAUCCGUUAGUCGUUCCCGUAACUGGUGUCAAAUUCAAAUCGGAAUUACUGCAUGCGUAAUGAGCAGUGAAUAAUUUACGAGAACUUGUCUGUAUUUGGUCAGAUUGAAAAUCUUUGAAUGAAUUNAAUGAGCAGUGAAUAAUUUACGAGAACUUGUCUGUAUUUGGUCAGAUUGAAAAUCUUUGAAUGAAUUAAAAUUCUUAGAAGACAUUUACAUCAAAUUCAGGGAAACUGAGCUGGUAGAAAUUUCGUAACUGAAACGCGUGUGAAUUCACGGCUCAUCACGCAUGCAAGAAUGUAAAGAUGAAUCUGAAAUCUACAACUGCCAACGGACUCAACUUUCGAAUAAGAAAUUUAUUAGUGGGAUUUUGGGGGGUAAGCUUGACAUGGCUUGACUGUAAGUUUUUCUCAGACAAACAUUGCAUGCAAGUUGCGACGUCCGGCACGUUUCCUUCAGCAAACGACGUAAAUAGAUUUAUGCUGGAUUUUAUACAACAAGAUACGCAUCGUUGCAACUUUCUUUUUUCAACGGACGACCGCAUUUGAACUUUUUUUAUAGAACGUACCUACACUUCAGAUAUCUUGUUCUAGAAAAACAAAAGCUAAAAAUAAGUGUAUCGCGGCCAGACUUAUUUGACAGCUAGUCAUUCACAGUGGCGUUAUUUUUGCAUACAUAAUUAGUAGGCGGGAUGGCGAAAACAAUGGUUUCCUGGCAGACGUAUCCUUCCCUCCCUCCUCGCGCGCCCCGGCCCUCGCGUUUAUCUCGCGCCUAAAACUCCCUUUCCUUUCCCCUCCAAACGCCUGCCACGCAGGCUAAUGUUAAUUGAAAAGUGUCCUUGCACAUCCACGUUUUUCUUAGAAUGGGGGUCUCUAUAACUCGCCUUUCUUUCUUCCCCGUGGAGUUGACCUACUUCUUCUUUCUUAGUAUCGUCGGAUGAUUCGUAAGCAAGCUGCCCAGCGGUAUCGUGAUCGCGUGGAGUCGAGGCAAGCUCUUGAGGAUCGCCGGGAAGCCAACAAAAAUAUUCCUAAUGACAUUUAUGACGUCGAUAACGUGUUUCAUACGAUCACCCAAUCAGACAUUGAUAUUGCCAAGGCAAGAGAGCGUGCCAAGAAAAUGUAG